Molecule: messenger RNA, 3620 nt
Organism: Bufo gargarizans (Asiatic toad)
Lineage: Eukaryota; Metazoa; Chordata; Amphibia; Anura; Bufonidae
Gene: CAMKK2
Product: calcium/calmodulin dependent protein kinase kinase 2
Exons: 17
Coding region: 166-1827 (553 amino acids)
Biological process (GO): activation of protein kinase activity; protein phosphorylation; CAMKK-AMPK signaling cascade
Molecular function (GO): protein kinase activity; ATP binding
Source: RefSeq, a predicted model, not a curated record
CUUUCUUUUAGGUGAUAGUGAUAUGUUGCUGUGGGUGCCUGAUGAUGAUGCUAUUGAAGCACUAUCCUGGAUGGAUAACUCUGAAACUGUAGAAAAGGAGGAUGGUGAUCUUGAAGGUUCCAAUGGGAUCACUUUAAGUGAGUGCAUGAAGCUUGGUCAUACACCAUGUCAUCAUGCGUGUCCAAGAGGGCUUCUUCUGAGAGGUCCAUCCUGCAAGACGACCAUGAAGCAUCAAGUCAGCCUCAUAUUGUCUGUAGUUUCUCAGCGCUGAGUUUAGACCUAGGGAUGGAAUCUAUUAUUGUGGUCACAGAAUAUGAUUCCAGCAUCUCUGAAAGGGACCAUGACCAGAGUGGACAAACUGGGCAGCAAGUUGACGAACCUAAAGAGAACUUCAAGGAACUACCUGAUUUUCAUAGACUUACUGAAAGUGGAUGCAUAACGGUUAACACAGAAGGUAUAGUUAGAGAUAAUACAGAUCAGAGAGCCAAACUUAACAUGACCAAUAGAAAACUUUCACUUCAAGAACGUACUCCAUCUGUGCAGUCUCCAAAUGAUAAUGUAGGAGUGAAUGGACGAUAUAUUUAUCCAUCUCUUCCAUAUUCUCCCGUGACAUCACCGCAGUCUUCUCCUCGUUUGCCAAGAAGGCCAACAAUUGAGUCAAACCGGGUUUCUAUUACGGGUUUUCAGGAUUGUGUCCAGCUCAACCAGUACAAGCUUAAAGAUGAGAUUGGUAAGGGCUCGUAUGGAGUGGUGAAACUGGCAUAUAAUGAAGAUGAUAAUACGUACUAUGCAAUGAAAGUUCUUUCAAAGAAGAAGCUAAUGAGACAGGCUGGAUUUCCACGUCGCCCACCUCCCAGGGGAACAAAAGCAGCUUCUGAUGGUGGUCCACAAGCCAAGGGACCCAUUGAGCGUGUCUACCAGGAAAUUGCAAUUUUGAAGAAACUUGACCAUCCUAACGUUGUUAAGUUAAUUGAGGUGCUGGAUGACCCCAGUGAGGACCAUCUGUACAUGGUGUUUGAAUUGGUUAAGCGGGGGGCAGUUAUGGAUGUUCCUACUACCAAUCCGCUAACAGAAGACCAGGCACGUUUUUACUUCCAGGAUCUUAUUAAAGGAAUUGAGUAUUUACACUAUCAGAAAAUCAUACAUCGCGAUGUCAAACCGUCCAAUCUCUUGGUGGGUGAAGAUGGUCACAUUAAGAUUGCGGACUUUGGAGUCAGUAACCAGUUUGAAGGAACAGAUGCUUUUUUGUCUAACACAGUGGGUACGCCAGCAUUCAUGGCUCCUGAGACCCUCUCUGAAACACACAGAAUAUUUUCAGGAAAGGCUCUGGAUGUUUGGGCUAUGGGAGUCACCUUGUACUGCUUUGUAUCUGGUCAGUGUCCAUUUAUGGAUGAGAGAAUUUUGGCACUUCAUGGAAAAAUAAAGAACCAAGCUCUGGAGUUUCCAGACCAGCCAGAAAUGUCAGAAGACCUGAAAGACCUUAUUCUGAAAAUGUUGGAUAAAACCCCAGAGUCUAGAAUUUCGGUUCCUGAUAUAAAGCUACAUCCAUGGGUGACUAAAAAUGGUGCUGAGCCUCUCCCUAGUGAAGAUGAAAACUGCACCCUGAUUGAAGUAACCGAAGAAGAGGUGGAAAAUUCUGUGAAGCACAUUCCCAGCUUGGCAACAGUGAUAUUGGUAAAAACUAUGCUGCGGAAACGUUCCUUUGGAAAUCCAUUUGAAGGAAGCCGAAAAGAAGAAAGAUCUAUGUCUUCUCCUGGAAAUUUACAGCCAAAAAACAAGUCAGGGAAUAUAUCCACGAAAGGAUUCAAGGCAGUGAUGAAAGCCUAAGAGACAACAAUCUGCAAGAAUUAGGAGAGGACGAGGUUCUAUCUUGAGGGCAUCUGACAUGACUAGGGCUUCAUCUAUGACCUGGGCAUGAACGUACCAUGUAUAAACUGAACCGUGCAUGCUACUUAUGCACCUUAUGUUACUGCAUGCGCUAAAGACCUUAAUGUUCUGCCUUGGUUGUUAAACGUUAUCAGUUACUUUGCUAUGGGCUCAUGCUUCCAGAGAACUCGUGGAGACUGAUCCAGAGACGGUGCUUGUAUUGUAUAUUGCAAAAAAAUGAUUUAGGUGGCUUGUAGCUUAUGUCUUAAUGAUGCCAAAUAUCACAUAUGCCAAGCACACGCAUAAGGCUUGCAGGACACUGUACGUCAAUCAGUGGUCCUACUGCACAUUCAUGUAUUGUCUGGACACCCUGGUGCAGGGAGGACUGAAGAGACUUAUUCAAAAAUAGGUAGUCAUGCGAAAGAAGGAUCGCGAGGCUGUUAUACUGCCUGCCGGAUGUGUACAGAGCAUAGCCAACAGUUGAAUACUAGACAAAGUGUUUUUUGUUUGCCCUGUAAACUUUGUUCUGUAGAAUAAGCUACAAGUAUAUUGAGAUUUUGGUGAAAUUUUUCCUGGGAAAGCAGCCAGUAGCAAUGUGACAGUAAAGUCAGUAGGUGGAGUGACAAGUCAGAAUAUUCAUAACGCCAACCUCUUAUGUUGGACUAACAUUUACCACGAGGAGUACUAUGUUCAUCCACCUGUGGAAUUGUGGGCCUCGUGUAUAUGAAUUGUCAAUGCCAUAUAUAAAAAUGAAAACGGAUCCCAGUACAUGCUUAUAUUGCUUACUGGUGUCACUACGAGAAGAAGAUUGAUGUGGAUGGUGUUUUCAGUCCGUCAGUCGACAGUGCCUAUGGCCAGACUGUACGGCCAGACCACAGAGGAGCUGCUAGGCUUGUAGACUAAAUCAGUCAUCUCUCACAAAGGAAUAGGAUAGUGUAAAUUAGCUUAAAUAAGAGACAUUUAUGUAAAUGGGAUACAUGAAAAAGAAACCUUAAAGGGUACCUAAACCUUCAUGCAAAGCACAGAAGGUGCUGCCGCCCUUCUCAGAGUGAUAUGCACCUUCCACGUGCAUUGGCUCUGCUCUGUUUCUGAGGCGUGUAGAAUAUGGAUCCUAUAUACUUUCUUUGAAUCUGUACAUGCUGCCAAUGCAAGUGGAUGUGCAGAUCGAUUUGAGAAGGUCCACUGCACCUUCCUUACUUUGUGUGAAGGUUUAGGUACCCUUUAACCAGAAGUCAAUGCAAUGUAGCUGCCACAAAUUUUUAUUUUAUUUUAUUUUAUUUUAUUUGUUAGCAUAAGUUGUCCUUAACGUUCCUCAUUGCCAAACUGGUCCUGUUAUGAUGUCUAUUCUCUCAGCACAUCUAGUAUCCAUGAAUUAACCUUGUGAGUCAUCAAGAAAGAAAAGAUUAAGGUGUUGUUGGAUUCCAAGUUGCAAAAUUGGGACAAACUAUAUCAUAUCCAACAGUUUCCCUGUGCCAGGGAUACAACUGCAAAAGCCAUAUACAUCUCCUAUGUAAAUGGUGACAUCUGUUUUCCAAAUUGUCCCUGGCCAUAAAGCUGUACUGUAAGUCUUCCCAUUACGGGGGUGCUCAGUUCCUUUAGUAGUAGUGCACUAUUUUUUAUAGACCUCCCAGGCAGUUUGGGCUACAGCAGUAUCAUCUCAGGACAGUUCACUUUUGGAUUUGUGACCUCCUAUAACUGUGCCACUUACGUCUUUCCACAGUAGGGUUUACUGAGUAAAAUAUAUGUAAUAAAUA